Molecule: messenger RNA, 673 nt
Organism: Phanerochaete carnosa HHB-10118-sp
Lineage: Eukaryota; Fungi; Basidiomycota; Agaricomycetes; Polyporales; Phanerochaetaceae
Exons: 4
Coding region: 1-558 (185 amino acids)
Source: RefSeq, a predicted model, not a curated record
AUGUCCGCUCUCAAUUUCAGCCUGCUUAUCGUGCACCUCCUCGCCGUCCUAGGCAAUGAUCGACUCGGAUCCGAAAACAUCGUCAGCGCGUCAAGUGUUAGUGUCAAGUUUGCUCGCCAGUUUUUGCUCUGUCAACUCCUCUGGUAUGGUGGGUUGCAAGAAGAUACCCAUCUUCUCCAGACAUGCAUGGGUACAUCAGCACGUUUGCGAUUAACCGGCGAAAAUAUAAGUCCAGAUUGCUAUCUAUCAGAUAAUUCAAUUCAGAAUAGGGAGCAAGUAUGCAGGGAAAUGGAUACUGGCCUACUACUGCCACUGCAUCUAAAGGUCUUGUACCGCUCUGCUUGCCCACAUCUUAGGCAUUCGGCACCUGAGAAGCCCUCGUUCUAUGUUAAGAAUGGGCCCUCGAUCCCGGCUAUCAAGGAACUCUACCAUCUGCAAACCCCUGCCGAUGCCGGCCGCAAGAGCCUCAUCCAGGCCGCUCCAGUUCUUCGCCCACGGCCCAACAAAUUCGAAAUUCUUGGAGAAGGGUUCGUGCUCGGAGUACAGCACUCGGAGUAGCGUGGGCUUGUCUGCAGAUCGGAAGAUGAGGUGUGUGAGUUCUGGCGGGACCCAAGGGUUCCUGGAUUCGAGAUGGAAAGCCAUGCUGACGGAGGUUCGUCGGCGGCCCUUGAUG